This is a messenger RNA of Lampris incognitus (smalleye Pacific opah), 1818 nucleotides long. It is a transcript of the gene sptlc2b, whose product is annotated as serine palmitoyltransferase, long chain base subunit 2b. Gene Ontology annotation, biological process: ceramide biosynthetic process; sphingosine biosynthetic process. The coding region runs from base 102 to 1796 and encodes 564 amino acids. Gene Ontology annotation, molecular function: serine C-palmitoyltransferase activity; pyridoxal phosphate binding. NCBI's taxonomy places the organism in Eukaryota, Metazoa, Chordata, Actinopteri, Lampriformes, Lampridae. Gene Ontology annotation, cellular component: serine palmitoyltransferase complex. The transcript is spliced from 12 exons. The record is from RefSeq and is a predicted model, not a curated record.
GCACAUACAUGACUUCGGUAACGUCCAAGUUGAGACAUCACGUAUCGCAGUUUUUUUAGGCACUGUUGGCCAACGCAAAAAAAAAAAGAAAAAAAAAAGAAAUGACAGAAAGCUCCGCUAAUAAACUGCUAAACGGAGACGUCUGUCACCGGACAUCAAACGGCAAGAAAUCGGGUAAAAAUGGCUUCGUGAAGAACCACUGCCUGUUUCAACAGCCGCAGAAGUAUCGUCGCCCGAGGGAGAAGAACCAAAAUGCCGUGCGCGACUCCAGCCUGUACAAGAAGCCCUUUGUGGAAUCGUUUGAAGAGACUCCUCUUCUGGUGGCUGUGCUCACCUACAUGGGCUAUGGCAUCCUCACCAUCUUUGGCUACCUUCGAGACUUCCUUCGCCACUGGAACAUUGAAAAGUGCCACGUGGCCCAGGAGCGAGAGGAGCAGAAGGAUUUUGUUCCCCUGUACCAGGACUUUGAGAACUUUUACACCAGGAACCUGUAUAUGAGGAUCCGUGACAACUGGAACCGGCCCAUCUGUAGCGUCCCUGGGGCCAAGAUGGAUCUGGUAGAAAGAGUCUCUCAUGACUACAACUGGACCUUCCAACACAUAGGCAAGGUAGUGAAGGGUGUCAUAAACAUGGGUUCAUACAACUACCUGGGCUUUGCUGAGAACACGGGGAAGUGCGCAGAUGCUGCUAUUGAAGCCACACAAAAAUAUGGUGCUGGAGUGAGCAGCACCCGCUUUGAAAUAGGAAACCUGGACAUCCAUGAGGAGCUGGAGCAACUGGUUGCCAGGUUCCUGGGUGUUGAGUCAUCCAUGGCUUUUGGAAUGGGCUUUGCCACAAAUUCCAUGAACAUUCCUGCCCUCGCCGGAAAGGGCUGUCUUAUUCUGAGUGAUGAGCUGAACCAUGCGUCCCUUGUGCUGGGUGCUCGCCUGUCUGGGUCCACAAUUCGGGUCUUCAAACACAACAACAUGCAAAGUCUGGAAAAGCUGCUAAGAGAUGCCAUUGUCCACGGGCAACCCAGAACCCACCGUCCAUGGAAGAAAAUCCUCAUCCUGGUUGAGGGCAUAUACAGUAUGGAAGGAUCCAUUGUGCGACUGCCAGAGGUGAUUGCCCUUAAGAAACGUUACAAGGCCUACUUGUACCUGGACGAGGCUCACAGCAUUGGAGCUUUGGGGCCAAAUGGUAGAGGGGUGGUCGACUACUUCGGCCUGGAUCCCAAAGACGUGGACAUCAUGAUGGGAACUUUCACAAAAAGCUUUGGUGCUGCCGGAGGUUACAUUGGAGGCAAGAAGGAGCUGAUUGACUACCUGCAAAGCCACUCCCACAGUGCCCUGUAUGCCACCUCAAUGUCCCCACCUGUGGCCCAGCAGAUCAUCACCUCUAUGAAAAUCAUCAUGGGGGAGGAUGGCACCACACGGGGUGCUGACCGCCUCAGGCAGCUGUCGGAAAACACCACCUACUUCCGCCGGAAACUCCGUGACAUGGGCUUCAUUAUCUACGGCAAUGAUGACUCACCUGUUGUACCUAUGAUGCUCUACAUGCCCGCCAAAAUAGGGGCAUUUGGGCGGGAGAUGCUGAAGAGAAACAUCGGCACGGUGGUGGUCGGCUUCCCCGCCACGCCCAUCAUCGAAUCCAGGGCCCGUUUCUGCGUGUCAGCCGCCCACACCAGAGACAUGCUCAACACGGCAUUAGAGGCCAUCAGUGAAGUAGGUGACCUGCUGCAGCUCAAGUACUCCCGACGUGAACAGCCCCUACCCUCCCUGGGCUGGAUGUCUGAGGAGAGCCUGCUUCAGGACUGAGCCACCUCAACCUCCCCGUCCC